AGGAGCGCUCAAAGAGAUCUAGCGCAUCCCAAUCGAAGGGAGAUCGUCCAAGCCGCUUAGCUAAAGUUGUGUUGGGUCAUUUGCAGCAGUCCAGCUGGGCCAUUUCCAAAAAGGCGAGGAUAGAGUCGUUGCUCGACGAUAUCAACAAGAAUAACAACACUUUAUACAAGUUUGCGAAUGAGAUACGGAAGAACCGAAAGAAACCAGCAUAUAAGGCUUCGCCUUUGGUUCCAUUUGAAAGGGUAUCAGGCUUACACAUCCGUCAUACACACCUAUAUCACGCCCUUACCUCAGCAUGCGGGAAGUGUACCUGCUCUGGCCAUGGAGUCGAUCUUGCGCUUGACUAUAUGACAACUUCUAGGCCAAAUAAGCUCCUAGAUGACCCACGCUCGGAUUUUAAGGUCGCGUUUUAUGUUCAUCCCUCCUCUGACCUCACCGCUUGUUGGCAUAUCGAUUUGACUUCUUUUGAAACCAAUUCUAGAAAUCCUAUGAAGCGAAAAGUUUCGGACGACCAGAUUCCUCUCCUGGAAGAGCGUCCCCGGACAAGGCGCUCAAUGAUCUUGGAAAACCCUUCGCUGACGGAGCAUCUGGGAUCCAACGGCGAGAACGGCAAAGAGACUGGGGACAAGGAGAGCUCGGCCUCAGCUGUACCCAAGAAUGAGUCACUUGAAGCUCGAUCUAUUGACGAUCUUUGCUCGGCUCUGCAGCGACUAGAUUGGUCCAAAGACGAUACCGAAGAGAGCCAACGAACCCUAGGCUAUCUAUUAUAUCAGGAGAUGUAUACAUACGAAGUGCACGUUUCGGACCACUCGGCUGAAGUGGCCAGAAACUCAGACUCUUUAGAUCGCAUCUUAUCGGACGUGCCAUCUCAUGACUACAUCAAAACUCAAGUCAUGUAUCCAUAUCAAAGGCUACGGCUCGCUUACGUGCUCUCACUCUCCCUACUACGACUAUAUCCGUCCCCUUGGCUUGGUGUCAAAGACCGCUGGGCGAGUAGUAAUGUCCGAUUCUUUCUUACUCACCUUUCCCCCGAAAAGUGCGUCAUAACUCCGCAUAUCAAAGGACCAUGUCACGGCGAAGAAGAAAGGAGUGGUGCAGUUCGUAGCUUAGUCAAGAACUAUCAGAUAUAUGCACUUGGGGUUAUUCUUCUAGAAAUCGCUACUGGAAAGCCUAUCGAUACUUCAGUGAUUCCCGGCGACCACGACUAUGAAACGAAAGAGUUUCUUGCGGCUUUGAAAUACAAUAAUGAGGGCAUCGUCACAGAGGCUCUCGGAAGUCGUUACGGUGACAUCGUUUCACGUUGUCUACUUUUCAAAUUCGAGGGCGUGGAGUCGGAUCUUAGGAAAGAAGAACUCCAACGAGCUUUCUAUGAGGAUGUUAAAUAUAAUUCCUCAUCCACGGGUUUGAGUUUCAGCCUAGAGAGCGCUUAUUCACAUCGAACACUGGUCUUGACUGUAGGAGUCCGAAGAGAGGGCCUUGAACAUAGGCCAGCCAGCACACUUGGCAUAGAGAAGGAGCCUGAGCCUCCUUGCUGCCUGGCAGUUUAA
Molecule: messenger RNA, 1547 nt
Organism: Lindgomyces ingoldianus
Lineage: Eukaryota; Fungi; Ascomycota; Dothideomycetes; Pleosporales; Lindgomycetaceae
Exons: 2
Coding region: 348-1547 (399 amino acids)
Source: RefSeq, a predicted model, not a curated record